Molecule: messenger RNA, 4651 nt
Organism: Harmonia axyridis
Lineage: Eukaryota; Metazoa; Arthropoda; Insecta; Coleoptera; Coccinellidae
Product: calcium-activated chloride channel regulator 4-like
Exons: 7
Coding region: 434-4036 (1200 amino acids)
Source: RefSeq, a predicted model, not a curated record
GAUUACUGAUGCGCUUCUGGCAGUUCCGAACAUCGAAAGCUCUUCCUUCACAGUCGCUAACCGAACUUCGAACAGAGCGGUUGCAGGGAACUAGUUCUAAUCCUCCCCGUCCAUAUCGUGUGUAUCGGACCGUAAAUAUUCGGGUUAACCAACUUCACUCAGGUUGGUACCAACAAAAACUGUUGUGAUUCUCGUCACCAGGACGACGUUAAUCAAUAGACGGUGUUCUACGAGGAUUUUGAGGUCUAGAACUCCUCAAAAAAUAAAGUGUUAACAGUGCACACCGGACUUGCUACCGGGUGUUUUUUUAGUGUUACGUAAACUGACCAGUGGAAUAAAAACAGUGAACCAAAACUGAUUACUUCUCUCUUGUAUUAUGAGAGUACAGUGAGAUUUCAAAUUGACUUUUGGUGGCUUGAUCAAUUUUUCUACGAUGGAGUUUAAAUUCGUAUUAUUGGGAUUACUGGUGUCGACGGUACAACUUGGUGGUUGUUUGGAGUUGAAGAAUAAGGCUUAUGAAGGGUUGACGAUCAAGGUUUCUGAAAAUGUCCCAGUCGAGAACUGCAAGGCUGUCCUGGAAAAUCUUCAGACAAGCCUACAAAGUGCAUCGCAGUUCCUGUUUUCCGCCCUUGACGGUAAAGCAUUCCUGCGAUCAGCAACUGUUUUACUUCCGCCCUCCUGGCCUGACACAUGCGCGCCGUCAACUGUCACAGCAGGUGCCGGAGAAACAAGUGAUAUCACGAUACUACCAAGGGAUCCCACAAGGGGACAGUUGUGGACCCAACAAUCUCUAGGAUGCGGACAACCAGGCGAUCAAAUUUAUAUGAACUUCGAAGGCUUGUUGAAAACUGACAAUAAAUUAGGUCGUUCAUUGGUAAAACAAUUUGCCAUGUACCGUUAUGGAGUUUUCGAAGAACAGGGAUAUUUCAACGAUCCUAUAUAUCCUCUCUGCUACUAUGACGACGAGAAAAAAGAAGGCAAACUGACCGGAUGUUCAGAUCUUCCUAUAAACGAUAAAGGGAUAUGCAAAGGGCAAAAGGUAUUCUACAACGCUUCCUCCAUGGUGGACCCCCACGCGAGAAGUUCGAUAAUUUUCGCUCCUGAAGCGCCAUCAGUGUCCAUGUUCUGCGAUUCUGGAAAUCACGAUAGAAUUGCACCCACCAAACAGAAUCUGAUAUGUGACAGACGCAGCAUUCUUGAUGUCGUACUGAGCCAUGAAGAUUUCAAGUCCGAAAACACUACCGACGAUUCCAUGAGCCACGAGAUCGCUGACACAACCCCAAAAAUAAGCUUCAAGAGACAAACGUUGACCAGAUACGUUUUCGUGAUCGAAAGUACCAAAGACAUGAUGCAUCGCGAAUCUUGGUACUACAUGAGAUUGGCUCUCACCAACUGGGCUUCAAACCAAUUACCCAACAACACUGAAUUGGGAUUAGUAUUAGCUGAUAUCAAGUCUACCAGAGCAUGUGAACUUCUUGACGGCACCCAACAUCCCAACGGCAUUGGCAGGAGUACAGAUGCUUUCUACUCUGCUAUUCCUUACACAGCAAGCGAUUCAGGCAAACCAGCAUGUCUGACCUGUAGCCUCAAGGACGCAAUGGACAUGUUGAACCAAAGAACUGCAGCCAAGGGACCUGCAAACAAUGUCAUCGUGAUCAUUUCUCCCGGCAUGGACAAAAAUCUUCAGAUGGAAUCUCUUUUGAAAGAAGUGAAAAAAUCUAAUAUAAAAAUUGCCGCUAUCAACUAUCCCCAUAUAAUCAGGAGUAGCUCCCUCAAUCUUCUUGCAGAAAAAACUGAAGGAUCAGCUUAUACCGUACUGGAACAGAAGUUAAAUGUUGAAUCCACCCUUCUCACCACAUACUUCGAACUUUUGAAUGUUUUAGCUGAUAUUUCUCGUAAAUACUACUCUGGUAGCCUGUCGGAUCUACCUAUUGAGAUUCAUCGCAGAGAAAUCACUGAUGAUGGCCGAAGCUCAGUCACAGGAAGUUUUGUUCUAGAGCCAAACAUGGGAGAACCUGCAUCUCUAAAUUUCUUCACCCACAAUACUGCUGCACCUCUCUUCAAAAGUUUGAAACUGAUCAGCCCAUCUCAUCAAGUAUUUUCUUCUAGAAGUGAUCGCUUGCUCUUCUUCAAAACCAUUCUUCUGAAUGCUAACAUCAGCGAGAGUGGUACAUGGACCUAUACCGUCGAACCAUAUCCCGGCAACCCUCAGCCACAUUUCUUGCAAGUUUGCGCUACACCAAAAUCGCCAACGGCACCAAUUCUAAGCGCAAGAUUUUGGACACACAGAAAUCAUGCCAAUGGUCCACUCAUACUUUUGACUGAAGUAAAAUUAGGCGAAAUGCCAGUUCUCGGUGCUAAAGUGGAGGUGACAGUCACAAAAACUUGCAAUCCUUGUAAUCAAACCCAAGAUGGCAAUACAAGAACAUAUAAAUUCGAUUUAUUAGAUACUGGAAGUGGUGACCCAGACAUAACUAAAGGAGAUGGUAUCUACACAAGAUAUUUUAGUGCAAGCGAAGCUGGAAUUGGGUUCUACACAUUCGAAGUGAAAGUUACUGAUAACGGAAAUACUGCUUACAGUUGGGCUGAAUCAACAAAAAUAUCAGAUAAACCUUGUUGCGGAAGCACAGUACCAUCAACUGGAGUAGAACCGAUUUCACCCUUCCAAAGAAUUCUACCCAAGCAGACCAUCUUCAUUUCAUCUCAAGAUAUACUGACUUCUAGCCAAUCUGCAGCAGGAAAGAUAGGAGAUCUCAAAGUUGUCAUUAUUGCAGAAGAUAUGAAAGCAAGAUUGUCAUGGACAGCGCCUGACAUGGGUGGCAACACGGUAUCCAGAUAUGAAAUAAAGUACUCAAAUGUUGUUAAAGAUAUCAUCGAUAACUUUGAGAUCAACGGAAUCCGUUGGGAAGCUGGACAAGGGCCUCUUCCUUUAUCACCAGGUUCUGAAACUACCUUCAACCUUGAUUUCUCCCAACUGAAAGAACUUCUAGAUAAACCUAUGUAUUUCGCUAUCAAAGCUUAUCCUAAAAUGUCUUCUGACGUUCCUGGAACCAUCUCCAACUGGGUCAGAGUUCUUGUGCCAUCUCCCCCACCACCACCUACUGUUGCACCAAGCUACACUCACAACGAACAAUAUUGGCCCAAUACAAAUACUGUAGAUAUAGAUCCCAUAAGUCCAAGCUUGACUAGCCCUGUCAGUUUUGGUCUUGAAUUGAUCUUACCAAUCGCUAUCGGCUUCAUUCUAUUGGUUCUUCUCCUAAUUAUAUAUUGUUAUUUCUGCGUAGUUAAGAGAAGAGAAAGGCAAAUAGUCAAGAAAUCUCCAUCAAAGUCUUUGAAAAACGAAAAAUUAAAUGGAAAUAUUACUAUAGUACCUGGGAGUCCAAUGAACAAUCCCAGUCAAACAUAUUCUUCAGAUAUAACAGAUCAUCACAAUGUUGGUUUACCUGUAAGUAAUUUUGGUUACGAAGACGAAACAAAGAAGAGGUACUCUUUGGUGAAUCAGCAAGAACAACAACUCAUUGACGAAUUGAAGCAGCAACAACAAGCAAUUAACCGCGAAGCGACUUACGCAGGAGUCAGUGUUAUCUCUAACAGAAAUGGAUCUACACAUCCUCUUAGCCCCUUCAAUUCUUGGAGCGCUUCCCAACUUCUUCACGAACAUGAAAGAAGACACAGUCCGAUGGAGAAUAUGUCAGAGGAACAGAUGAAUCACGAAAUGAUGAUGAACAACUCUCAAAUGGAUCAUAUGUCAGUUAAUGGACAACAAAUUGAACAUAUGAGUCUUAAUGGUCAUCCUCAGAUGGUUGAACAGUAUCAACAGACCCAUUUGGCGCCUCCUGUUCCUCCACUUCCAGCUUUUCCUGGUAAUGGAUAUCCCCCAAACUACAGCAUAUAUGGAACCCACCAAGCUCCGAAUCAUCAGCUAUAUCAAACAAUAAGAAAUGAACCUGUUGGCCAGUUCAAUCCGAGCCUACAAGGUUCAAUGAGUUCUGUUAAUAGUGGUGAAAAGAAAAGAAGGAAUGUGACUAUGGUUUAACGAUACGUUAUUAGAGAUACAGUGACAACUGUUGAAACUUACACAACACAAGUUUAAUAAUUUUCAAACAGUGAAAUAGCGUCAUCUUCCAAAGACUUCAAUCAAAGAAAAUUAACAUGAAGUUUGAAUUUUUUCCAUUUUUAGCAAGCAUUUCUAUAUGCCUUAUAUCUUAACAUUUUUAUUCAUGAAUAAUUGAGUUUAUUGCAAAUUUAAAUAUUGUGAAUAACUGAAGUCAUGAUUUGGUGAAGUUUGAAACACAGAAAUAUUCAAUAACUUUCAAUUAAUGUUCUAUUGUUUGUGAUGUGAAUUGUAUAAAAUAAUGUAAAUAUAAUUUGUAAUUGUUGUAUAUAAGAAUGAUUGUCUUACCAGUAAUAUAUUUGCCAACUAGUCAUAUGUAAUUAAAAUAGAUACUAGAAUGUAAACAAAAACUGAAGCCAGUACCUAUUGAAUUAAUUAGAUUUAGAUGAAAGUUUUGUUAAUGCAUAAACUUUUGAGACUGAUCUCCGCAAGUUUCGUUGUAAGAAAUGUAGAUUUUUUUGUAUAUUGUUUCAAUGUUUUUGUAAAUAUGUAGUAUAAGUUUUCUAUUUUCUCAUUAUAAAUGUUUAUAUAUUUAAA